UCUCACGAUCGUUUACAAGUCUAUGGAGGACAUUCGGAUAUGAUUAUGUGCAUGACCAUUCAUAAGAGCAUGAUCUACACAGGUUGCUAUGAUGGUAGUAUCCAAGCCGUGCGGCUUAACCUGAUGCAGAAUUAUCGUUGUUGGUGGCAUGGGUGUUCACUUAUAUUUGGAGUUGUGGACCACUUGAAACAGCAUUUGUUAAAUGACCACACAAAUCCGAAUUUUCAAACUCUGAAGUGUCGCUGGAAAAAUUGUGAGGCCUUCUUCACCUCCAGGAAAAGCUCCAAACAGGAUGCAGUGGGACAUAUCGAGAAGCAUGCACAGGAUGAUAGCAAGAUCGACUCAUGACAUUUUUCAGCCUCCCAUAUUGGGAAGUAUUUUUUUAUACACAAGAAAUUUUACAUGCCUUGUCCACCUCAUUCUUUUCUUUUUCCUCCUGUUCAUCCUUGGAGCGCAAAAAGAACACAAGCCUUUUUCUGUUUUGUCUACAGAGACACGAUCUGUUCACAGCUCUGCAGAGAAAGGAAUGACAGAGUCAUGCCAAAAAGCUGUUUAUACCAUUCACUUGUUAGGAAAAAAAUCUACUCUUCCUCUUAUUUGCACUGUGCAAAUAAGUGCAUUGUGCUUAUCUCUUACUAGGUAUUCAGAGUAAAGUUGAAUAAACUUGGGGCCCUACCUAUAUGUGUU
Protobothrops mucrosquamatus (brown spotted pit viper) is the source of this 687-nucleotide messenger RNA. Its product is annotated as zinc finger protein 106. The annotation marks the transcript as partial. Gene Ontology annotation, molecular function: SH3 domain binding; RNA binding. Gene Ontology annotation, cellular component: cytosol; membrane. The record is from RefSeq and is a predicted model, not a curated record. The transcript is spliced from 4 exons. Lineage: Eukaryota; Metazoa; Chordata; Lepidosauria; Squamata; Viperidae.